CACCCAGAUGUGCAGAAAUUCAAGCCUACGGCCUUGCGCAUGGCCAAACUCCUGCGCCAUCGUGGACCGGAUUGGAGCGGAAACUUCGUGGCCAACCAGACAAACUCCGGUGCUCAGCCCAUUGUCAACGAUGACGAAACCCUCGCCCUGGCGGUCAAUGGUGAAAUCUACAACCAUCGCAUUAUCAGAAAGUCGCUGAGCGAGCCGUACAACUUCAAGACACAUUCCGAUUGUGAAGUCAUCAUUCCGCUGUACAUGAAAUAUGGCAUCGACGCCCCGAAGCACCUCGAUGGCAUGUUCUCCUUCGUUCUCUACGACAAGAACGAGGACCGUGUUGUGGCUGCUCGUGACCCGAUUGGUGUCACCAGCUUCUAUCAGGGAUGGUCCUCCCAGACUCCUGGAGCCGUUUAUUUUGCCUCCGAGUUGAAGAGCUUGCACCCCGUCUGUGACAAGAUCAUUGCUUUCCCCCCUGGGCAUGUCUACGACUCCAAGACGGAUACGAUGACGAGAUACUUCGAGCCCAAGUGGUGGGACCCGACCAAUGUUCCAUCGGCGCCUGUCGACUACAAGUUGAUCCGGGAGACUCUCGAGAGGUCGGUCCGCAAGCGAUUGAUGGCUGAGGUUCCCUACGGCGUGCUGCUGUCUGGAGGUCUGGACUCCAGCUUGGUGGCGGCGAUUGCUCAGCGCGAGACUCUUCGGAUGAGGGAAUCGCAAAAGGCCGCCAAUGGACAUGUCAAUGGAACUGGCGGCCUGGUUGGUAUUGAUGACUCUAACGAGCUGUCGACCGUGACGGCCCUGCCCGAACUCCACUCGUUUUCCAUUGGCCUGCCCGGUGCUCCUGACACCGAGGCAGCUCUCGAGGUUGCUAAGUUCCUGGGCACUAAGCACCACGCUUUCACCUUCACCAUUGAAGAUGGUAUCAAUGCGCUGUCCGAUGUCAUCUACCACCUCGAGACCUACGAUGUUACUACCAUCCGCGCUUCUACUCCCAUGUACCUGCUCAGCCGGAAGAUCAAGGGUAUGGCACCCUCCAAGGAGGCCUUCCAUGAGGAGACCGUGAGGAGAGUGAAGAACCUGCACCUGGCAGACUGCCUGCGGGCGAACAAGUCGACCUCUGCGUGGGGUGUCGAAGCCCGCGUGCCAUUCCUGGACAAGCAGUUCCUCGAGGUGGCCAUGGGCGUGGACCCCAAGGAGAAGAUGAUCUCCAAGGACCGCAUCGAGAAGUACAUCCUGCGGAAAGCCUUCGACACCUCGGACGAACCCGACGUCAAGCCCUACCUGCCUGAGAAGAUCCUCUGGCGUCAGAAGGAGCAGUUCAGUGACGGGGUCGGCUACAGCUGGAUCGACGCUCUGAAGGACCAUGCUGAACUCCACGUCACGGAUGAGAUGAUGAAGAACCCCAAGCCUGAGUGGGGUGACGACAUUCCCGAAACGAAGGAGGCAUACUGGUACCGCAUGAUGUUCGACGAGCACUUCCCCUCGUACUGCGCAUCCACGGUCUCCCGUUGGGUUCCUACCUGGUCUAAAGAGAAGGAUCCCAGUGGACGGGCUAUCCCGACGCAUAUCGCCAAGUACGAUCACGUCCAAUAG
This is a messenger RNA of Rasamsonia emersonii CBS 393.64, 1590 nucleotides long. Its product is annotated as Asparagine synthase (glutamine-hydrolyzing). Gene Ontology annotation, molecular function: asparagine synthase (glutamine-hydrolyzing) activity. The annotation marks the transcript as partial. Lineage: Eukaryota; Fungi; Ascomycota; Eurotiomycetes; Eurotiales; Trichocomaceae. The transcript is spliced from 8 exons. Gene Ontology annotation, cellular component: cytosol. The record is from RefSeq and is a predicted model, not a curated record.